GAAGACCGACCGAACGAAAGAGCAAACAGGGGAAGAGCGAGAGAGAAAGAGACGCGGGACAACACAAGGAAAAAGGAUCUCUCCUUCUUUAACUUGCCCUAAGCAUCUCUCUCUCUCUCUCUCUCUCUCUCUCUCUCUCCGUCUUUCAAGAAUGAUGGCUUCACCUUGCAUAUGGUUCUGCAACGCUAAGCCGUUACCCCCAUUUCCUACUUCUUGAUAACGCUCCCCAACUUCUCCUUCUUCCUCCUCUCGUGGGUAGCUUCUAAUCUUCCUAACUAGGGGCGGGGCUAGGGUUUUCUGUAGUUCUUUUGCCUUGCAUUUCCUUAUUUGGUGGUGGUGGUGGUGGUGGGUGGUGAUGGAGGCGUCAGGGGGGAACACCCCCGACAGCUUUCGGAGCUCCGGGGGGCUAGUUUCGAGGCGAUAUGGCGUCAACUUUUCCACGGCGAAUUUCAUUCAGGCACCCCUGUCGGCGCUGCUAGAAUAUUCAGGCAUAUUCCGAGGCCGAUCGGGCCACCAGGAGGCCGAGCCCCUCGUCGCCAGUGGAGGCAGUGUGUCGGGGUUCCGGGAACAGACGGAUGAGUCUGAGAACGGUGGCGGUGGCGCGGAGGUUUCGAUCAGGAUAAUUGGGGCGGGGGAGCAGGAGCACGUCAGGGUUUCUGCUACCGUGGAGCCGGCUGGUAUGGGGGUUGAGGGUGGGGAGCCGCGGAGGGCAUCAGCCGAAGGACACGCUGUUGUGCAGGGCGAGGUGGUCUCCUCCUCGUCGCAGGUGGCAGUGGCGGGUGGAUCGACGGGUGGGGGAGUGGAGGGCGACAAUGCGAAUGAGCCGCCAACGGGGACGUCAAACGGGCGGGACUCACCGUAUCAGAGGUACGAUAUUCAGCAGCUUGCUCGGUGGUUAGAGCAGAUUCUUCCCUUCACCCUUCUUCUGUUGGUAGUCUUCAUUCGGCAGCAUUUGCAAGGACUUGCAGGUUUCUUUGUCACAUUUUGGAUUGCUGCAGUUAUGAUAAAGUCAAAUGAUGUCCUACGUAAGCAGACAGCAUUAAAGGGUGAGAGGAAAGUUUCUGUUAUUGUUGGUAUCACCUUGGUACUUCUUCUUCAUGUAUCUGGGUUUUACUGGUGGUAUAAAAAUGAUGACCUCCUGUACCCACUUGUCAUGCUUCCUCCAAAAUCAAUACCACCAUUUUGGCAUGCAAUAUUUAUCAUCGUGGUGAAUGAUACCAUGGUUCGCCAGGCAGCAAUGGUAUUCAAAUGUAUGAUUCUGAUUUACUAUAAGAACAGCAGAGGACGCAAUUAUCGGAGACAGGGUCAAAUGCUCACCUUAGUUGAGUAUCUUUUGUUGUUGUACCGUGCAUUGUUGCCUACUCCUGUUUGGUAUAGAUUCUUCUUGAACAAAGAUUAUGGGAGUCUCUUUUCAUCCCUUACAACGGGGCUAUACCUGACUUUUAAGCUAACAUCAAUUGUAGAAAAGGUCCAAUCCUUUUUUGCUGCUUUGAAGGCGCUAUCUCGUAAAGAGGUGCAUUAUGGGUCUUACGCUACCCCAGAGCAGGUCAAUGCAGCUGGUGAUCUCUGUGCGAUCUGUCAAGAGAAGAUGCAUGCUCCUAUCCUACUACGUUGUAAGCACAUCUUCUGUGAAGACUGCGUAUCAGAAUGGUUCGAGAGGGAAAGAACGUGUCCUCUAUGCAGAGCACUUGUCAAACCAGCAGAUCUCAGAUCAUUUGGAGAUGGCUCCACGAGCUUGUUCUUUCAGCUUUUCUGACGAUCUUUCUAUGGCAUGCAGAGGAGGUGUUUUUUUCCCUUCAUUUUGCUGCCCGAAAAUGGCGAUUUUCUUUGCUAAGAGUUGUAUCUGAUCCAAAAAUGCAACAUCAUCUGUUGUAAAGCGCCCCGGGUAUUUAUUACCAGAAAUGGUGCAAUGAUCUGUUGCGAAUUCGCCUCUCUUAUGAGGUGCUUGGGUAAAUAAUAAUAAUAAUCAUAUUACAUUUGUUGUAUUUUAA
Molecule: messenger RNA, 1991 nt
Organism: Nymphaea colorata (pocket water lily)
Lineage: Eukaryota; Viridiplantae; Streptophyta; Magnoliopsida; Nymphaeales; Nymphaeaceae
Exons: 8
Coding region: 356-1756 (466 amino acids)
Biological process (GO): positive regulation of ERAD pathway
Molecular function (GO): ubiquitin protein ligase activity
Source: RefSeq, a predicted model, not a curated record